This is a messenger RNA of Lucilia sericata (common green bottle fly), 1687 nucleotides long. RefSeq names its product acidic repeat-containing protein-like. The transcript is spliced from 2 exons. Lineage: Eukaryota; Metazoa; Arthropoda; Insecta; Diptera; Calliphoridae. Bases 71 to 1261 code for a protein of 396 amino acids. The record is from RefSeq and is a predicted model, not a curated record.
UGUCAAAAACUUAGUAGUUUUUAAUUUGAAUUUAGCUCGCGGCAAACUUUGGAUUAACUAGAAGAAAAAUAUGCGCUUUAUAGCAGUUCUCCUAAUUUUAGGAUUUGUAUCCUAUAACGUUUCGGCUAAACCCUAUAGCUUUGAGGUCGAUGUGGAUCAACCCGAAUCAUAUUCUCUAUCUCAAGAAUCUGAAGAUGUUGAAAAUAUAAGUGAUGUUUCCGAGGGAGUUUCAGAAGAAUUGGAAUCGGAAUCUUUGGAAAGAAGAAAGCGCAGUGCUUCAUCAGAAUCUGAGGAGUCUUCCGAAUCUUCAGAAUCGUCUGAGUCACAUGAAAGAAGAAAGCGCAGUGCUUCAUCAGAAUCCGAAGAAUCGUCUGAAUCAAAAUCUUCAGAGUCCUCAGAAUCGUCUGAAUCUAACGAAUCUAAAGUUAAGGAUGAAGAGCCCAAAGAAGAAGAAGAAGAAGUCGAGAAUGAAGAUGAAAGUGAUGACAAAGUCGAAGAUGAUGAAGAAACCAAUGCUGAUGUAGAAGAUGAUGAGGAUGAAGAAACUAACGCAGAAGAAGAUGAAACUGAUGAUGAUGAUGAACCAGAAGCUGGCGACGUUGAUGAAGAGGAACUUGAAAUAGAAGGAGCUGUAGAUGAUAAACCAUCUGAAGAUGGUGCUGCCGUUGAUGAUGAACCCACAGUUGGAAACGAAGAUGAUGAUGAUGAACCAUUCUCCAAAACUGAAGUUGAUGGUCCUGAAGCUGAAUCACUCGAAGAAGAUGCCGCUGCCAUUGAUGACGAACCCACAGUUGGAAAUGUUGCUGUUGAUGAUGAACCCUCCUCCGAAAUUGCAGUCGAUGGUGCUGAAGCUGAAUCACUCGAAGAUGAUGCCGCUGCCGUUGAUGACGAACCCACAGUUGGAAAUGUAGCUGUUGAUGAUGAACCCUCCUCCGAAAUUGCAGUCGAUGGUGCUGAAGAUGAUGGUGCUGCCGUCGAUGACGAACCCACAGUAGGAAACGUAGCUGUCGAUGGUGCUGAAGCUGAAUUAGAAGAUAGUGCUGCUGUUGAUGACGAACCCACAGUUGGAAAUGUAGCUGUUGAUGACGAACCCUCCUCCGAAAUUGCAGUCGAUGGUGCUGAAGCUGAAUCGCUUUCAGAAGAUAAAGCUGCCGUUGAUGACGAACCUACAGUCGAAGCCCUCAACAACAAACCAGUCUCAAAAGUCGGACUACCCAUCGUUGAAGCUUUUCGCCAUUUCUUAGGGAAAUAUGUUUUGUAAGGAAAACGGUUUCAUUAAAUAAGAAAUCUAGUUUAGAUUUCUUAAGUUUAAAGAAAUCUAGUUUUAAAUGACCAAUAAAGUAAAAAUAAGUUUUUAAUAUAAAAGAAAAUUUUGUUCAGAAAGUUAUCAUAAAAAAUUACCCAAAUAGUUCCUACUAUAUGACUUUUUCGUUCUAUUCAUUACCAGCUUUAAUUUUUCUUUGCAAAGUAAACAAAUGUCUGAAAAAGUCAAAUAUUGGAAUCAUUAGUAGACACGUAGAAUUUCUCAUCUUUGAUUUUAUACUGUAAAUAAAUUCAUUUGACUUAACUAAAUUUUAGCCAGACACAUGGUCAUUUAUAAAAAUUGGUAAAACGUGCAAUUAUAUGCUGAAAAUACAUUUUGUCAUACAACUAAAUCCGAAAGGCUAAAUAAAUUAUAUACCCAGUA